Molecule: messenger RNA, 1207 nt
Organism: Phascolarctos cinereus (koala)
Lineage: Eukaryota; Metazoa; Chordata; Mammalia; Diprotodontia; Phascolarctidae
Source: RefSeq, a predicted model, not a curated record
UACAGUGGAUGCCGCAGAGGAAGGAGCAACAAGGCAAGAGAGGCCUACAGAGGAGUGCAUGGGAGGUACGGCCACCAGGAUCCAUACAGCAAACUUCUAAUUGCUUAAUUUGGUCUUCUGAGUGGAUCUACCCAGCAGGAGAAGUGCUCUGUGCAAAAUGUCUGGUAGUAGUUUUCUUGCCAUGCUGGGCCAGAGGUUUCCUGCUACAGCCAGGGGAUGCGCACUGGGGAUGUAAGGCAGAUCUGCCACCUCAGGAAUGGGUCUCGAAGGCUGACCUCUCGGAGAAGAUCCAACAGUUUCAGUGCGUGUACCCUACCCAGCAUCCCUGAAUACCCAGGUUUCCAGGAUGUCAAGAUUUCACCAUAUAGCUGCAGAGUGUUGGCCACUGGAAGAAAAGGAAACAGUCCAAAGAUGGAGAUAUCUCAUCAUGGUCUAACCCUAGCCCAAGAUACCAGCUACUCUUUGGGGCCGCAUUCUACAAGGAGUCAUCCAAACACCAAUGGAGACUUUGUGGACCAAAGCCUGGAAGACUACUUCAGCCAAAGGUUGACUGACCUCAGGAACUACAAGGUCAAAGGGCCCAACAUGAAGGCCCAGGGAGGGGCUGUGGCAUCUUCCCUUCCCUCCCCUCCUUUCAGGACCCUGAGAAGAAGCAGCAGCUGUGGUCCUGACUUGUUAGCCAGCCAAGUCAAAGAGCUGACAGAGCCCUAUAUCACAGAGGCCCAGGCUCCUGAUCUUCCACUUAGCUUUGAUCCACAAGAAAGUCAAGGGGGGCUAGAUUUUUGCAGCAAGAGCAGCUACCUGGAUGUAUUGAUUUUGAAUGCAAUUGCCCCAUUAGAAAUGCUCAAGCAGGUGAAUAUCAGGCCCUAGAAUUGCUCUAGCAAGGGUUAGUAGAUGGGUUGUUGCUAGACAAUCGUUAUAACAGACUCAACUGGCGAUUGUUGUUGCGAUGGGUGAUAGUUGCACGUUGAACCCAAUUCCCUUCCAUCACUGUAUACUUCCUCUCUCUUCACCUGAUUCUGAAGACUUGUCUUGUGGUCACUAGCCCCUCUCAUCUAGCACUGGGAGCCCUGCCUCUCCCUCACCCUGGUAUGGGAGAAAAAUAAAGGUCACCAAGCCCUGCCCUAGAGAGUCACUGUUUUUGGAGAUCUGAAUUUUUCAUUAGGAUGUAUGCCUGGACAAUUCCAUCCACUUACUUAUUUUUAAU